AUGCGGUACUACUUUACCAUCCUUCCCUUUGCGAUCUUUUCAGCAACAAAUGGUGCGUCAUUAGCAGGCAAACCAGGGAACAAGGCGAAAGUAUGCACUGUUGAGGCGAGCGGCACCAACCUAACGGAUGAUGCGCCUGCAAUCCGAUCUGCGUUCUCGAGAUGUAACCACGGCGGAAAUGUAGUGUUCAACGCAUCUACCUACUACGUCAAUUCUGUGUUGAACAUCACAGGUCUCGAGAACAUCAAAAUAGAUAUUCAAGGGAAAUUAUUAUGGAGUACAGAUAUCCAGUACUGGCUCAACCACUCGUUACCUGUUGGAUACCAAAAUCAAUCGACCGCCUUUGUGCUCUCUGGUAACAAUGUGCGCAUCAAUGGCCACGGCACUGGGAACCUCGACGGCAAUGGCGACUAUUGGUACCAAUGGAUCAAGAAGCAGCCAAACACAUCCAACUACCCAGGCCGUCCGCACCAAAUCACUUUCAAUGGACUCACCAAUUCCGUCAUUAAAGGACUGAGUUUCUUCCGAAGCCAGAUGUGGACAAUGUCUAUCAUCAACUCGCACAACAGUAUCUUGGAAGACAUUCUGGUGAACAAUACCGGAAACGUAGUAUCGAGCUCCAACACCGACGGCGCAAACACCAUGUUUUCCUCCAACAUAACAAUGAAGAAUUGGACCGUAUACAACGGCGACGAUAGCAUCGCCAUCAAAGCGAACAGCACAAACAUCUCCAUCCUCGACAGCAAGUUCUACAACGGCCUGGGCAUCGCGAUUGGCUCCAUCGGCCAGUACUUCGGCCGGUUCGAGACUAUCCAGCAUCUUCGCGUGGAGAACAUUCAGUAUGUUAACACGUUGCACGCAUUCUACAUGAAGACCUGGACGGCCGAUCAGAACGGGUAUCCGCCGAAUGGGGGUGGUGGUGGCAUCGGAUUUGCGGAGGAUUUGUAUCUGAAGAAUCUUACGGUGUUGGGUCUGAGGGGUGCUGCAUUCGCUAUCAGUCAGUGCACGCGGUUUAGCGGUGCGCCUGGGGUCGGGAACUGUACUAACUCUCAAUUCCAGAUUAGAGAUGUUGGGAUCGAUGGGAUGGAGGGUACGAGCACAUCUAGCAGGGUGGCGAGCUUGCAAUGCAGUGCGGAGAAGCCGUGUACCGAUAUUACCUUGGAGAAUGUCGAUUUGAAGCUGUCGAACGGGUCGGCUGCUGACAGCUACCUAUGUGGUAAUGUGGUCGAUGCGAAGGGCUGGGAUUGCACUGGCAAGGUGUGCGAAGGCGGAAGCGCAACGGGAGAGUGUUAA
Messenger RNA from Didymosphaeria variabile, 1293 nucleotides. RefSeq lists its product as uncharacterized. Gene Ontology annotation, biological process: carbohydrate metabolic process. The record is from RefSeq and is a predicted model, not a curated record. Gene Ontology annotation, molecular function: polygalacturonase activity. The transcript is spliced from 3 exons. The coding region runs from base 1 to 1293 and encodes 430 amino acids. Lineage: Eukaryota; Fungi; Ascomycota; Dothideomycetes; Pleosporales; Didymosphaeriaceae.